AUGCUCAUGCUCGCAGAAUGUGAGAGAAUUCUCGGCAAUGGUCUCCUGAGCCUACCUGCGCAACACAAUUUCCGCUAUGGCCCGCAGGCCGAGCGCGCCCUCCUAGAACUGCUUUUCCGAUCACUCGUGGGACACAAUGAAGAGCUCAUCGGCCACCUGUUUCCUGAUGGUCUCCCGACGGGCCCCUGGAAGCUGGCCGAGGCCCAGGGAGCCCGUGAAGGCGCUGAGUAUAGCGAGGCCGCGCGAGGCAAGCGAUGUGGGCAUAUCUUCCGGGCUGGCGAAGCCACCUACCGAUGCGUGACCUGCGCCGCGGACGAUACAUGCGUGCUGUGCAGCCGUUGCUUCGAUUCAUCGGACCACACGGACCAUCAAUAUCAGAUCUCGCUCUCGUCUGGGAAUUGUGGCUGCUGCGACUGCGGCGAUGAGGAGGCAUGGAGACUACCGCUUUUCUGCGCCAUUCAUACAGACAGCGGCAACGUCAAGGGGAAAGAACGUGCACAGUGCGAGCUGCCGGUCGACUUGGUGUCUUCUAUCCGGCUGACCAUCUCGCGCGCCCUCGACUAUUUCUGUGAUGUCAUCUCCUGCUCGCCGGAACAAUUACGCCUGCCUAAGACCGUCGAAGGCAUCAAGCAAGAUGAAGUCGAGUCUCGACUGGGCCCCAGCUGGUAUGGAGCGGGCGACCCAGAGGAGGAGGAGCCCGAGUUCGCACUCUUGCUGUGGAACGACGAGAAGCAUGCCAUCAAGGAUGUUGCGGAGCAGGUUACUCGUGCCUGUCGUGAACGAAACAGCUUUGGCGUUGCACGGGCCCACGAGACACACGACAUUGGUCGCAGCGUCGUCAAAUACUCCAAGGACCUGCAAAGAUUACUGGCUGUGUCGAAGAUUAUCGAGGAGAUCAAAGUCACGGUCACCGUGCGCUCUGCACGCGACACCUUCCGCGAGCAGAUGUGCGCAACGAUUGUCGAAUGGCUAGCCGAUAUUGCUGGGUGCAGCAUCCUCGAAGAUAACGAGAUCUUCAGACAGGUUGUUUGCGAGGAAUUGCUCAGUCCGUGGCGGAAAGGGAGCGGUGCCUACAAUGCGGAUAUCGGAAGAAAAGGCAUUGAUGACCACCAACGAUACGACAACCUAGCCGCGCGUUCCAUUAUGCUCACAGUAUCGCCCCAAGGCGGGGUAGUGGUGACGACUGGUGAUGAUGAUGAGGACGAAGAUAUCGACGACGCCAACGACCAAGACAUGGACGAAGAUUGGGUUGAAGCGCAUGACGACGCGGAUGAUGAAGAUGACGAGAUGGAAAUUGAACUCGCUACGCAGCUCCAGGCUGACGACAAUGAGGAUGAAGAUAUGGACAUGGGCACUACCGAUGAAGAUAUUGCUGCCCGCAUGCGCAUGAUAACAGCGCUUGCUCGUGCUCGCGUACAGCGGAUGGCCGCCCGAUCUCCUGAGGCGACGGAGCAGCCUUCAGCGCAACAAGAUCGGUCAACACCGUCUCACGAGACGGGGAACCAGGCUCCUCCCUCCGAAGGCUACGUGGCUAUUCCGCGAACUCCGUCUGGUGUAGUCAAGCCCACUCCGGCGCGGACAGAGAGUCAUUGGCAAGUUCGACCGCCUGUUCCUGCGCCGGGCGAGAAGGUUCCAGUGUACGAAGAUCUGUGGCAACGCACUCGCUUGGAUUGCCUGGUCCUUUAUGACCUGAGGCUAUGGAAGAAGACACGGACCGAUCUGCGGGAUCUAUAUAUCAGCACUGUCGUCAACGUGCCCCAGUUCAAGCGGAUUAUGGGUCUCCGCCUGUCUGCCUUGUACACGGCUUUGGCCCAACUGUAUCUUAUUGCGGACCGGGAACCAGACCACUCCAUUGUCAACCUAUCGUUACAACUUCUGACUACGCCCUCAAUAACGGAGGAGAUUGUGCUGCGAGGCAACUUCCUCACCAAGGUCAUGGCCAUUCUCUAUACUUUCUUAACUACCAGACAGGUUGGUGAACCGCAGGCUGUCAACCCGAACGCUACGCUGGCCUUUGAUGGAUCGGUGACCAAUCGACGCCUGUAUCAUUUCUUUCUCGACCUUCGCUACCUCCUUCAAUCAGAGUACGUGCAACAUCGGGUGCGCACCGAGGAACAAUACCUCUCCCAGUUUCUGGAUCUUGUCAAGCUGUCGCAAGGCAUAUGUCCCAAUGUGCGCGCGGUAGGCGAACACGUGGAGUACGAAACCGAUACCUGGAUCAGCGCCUCAAUUCUCAUGCGCGAGGUCAAUCGGUUGUGUCGCCAAUUCUGCGAGGCAUUCCGCAACCCCGCAGAUGACAAUGCCCAUAACCUGCUGAGGGCUAUCAAAACCACAACGAUCACCACGAUCGUGCACUCGGCUGGCGUGGAACGCAAACGAUUCGACCAAGCAGAGAUCAAAGAGGAGAUCCGCUUCAAGACCCUGCCACCAUUCGAUUUCGAAGUCGGUCCAUCUGGUGAAGUCCCUUGCCACCGCGUGAUCGAGUUUGUUGUUGAUCGCGGGUGGAUCAGUUUCCAUCAUGCUCUACACUAUACCCUCUCAUGGCUCAUCGAAUGUGGCCGCAACAUAAGCAGCGAUGCGAUGCGCAACAUCCUCUUUGAAGCCGCCCGUGCUGCGAGGAAUGAACUGCACGUUGCUAAAGCUGCCGGCAGUAAAACUGUUGAUGAUAGUCUCCUCACUCUCGGGCCGGAAGAUUUACUUCUCACAAUGUUCGACUACCCGCUGAGAGUUUGUGCCUGGCUUGCGCAGAUGAAAGCUGGGAUGUGGGUUCGCAAUGGUCUCAGCCUACGCCAUCAGGCGUCGCAGUAUCGCGGCGUUUCGUCUCGCGAUUUUGCUUACUACCGCGAUAUCUUCCUUUUACAGACGGCGCUGGUGACCUGCGACCCUAGCAGGGUACUUGCAUCUAUUGCACAUCGGUUCGGGGUGGUGGACUGGAUGGCCCGAAAUUACAUGCCUCGCUCUGGUUAUGAGGAUACCCAGAUCAUUGACGUCGCGGAGGAAUUUGUUCAUUUGCUUGUCAUUCUGCUGACAGACCGCACCUCCUUGACGGCUAUCGAUGACAGCACGCAUUUGACCCGUGAGAACAUCAGUCGUGACAUUGCCCACGUUCUCUGCUUCAAGCCCCUCUCUUUCUCCGAUCUUUCUGGUCGCCUCAGUGACAAGCUGCUUGACUCGGAUAUGUUCCAAGAUGUGUUGGACGAGAUCGCCAAUUUCCGCCCACCGGAAGGCUUAAGUGACACUGGAACCUUCGAGUUGAAGGGCGAGUACCUCGAUCUGAUCGACCCUUAUAGCGCGCACUACACAAAAAACCAGCGCGACGAGGCAGAGAACAUCUACAAAGAGUGGGUGGCGAAAAGAACCGGCAAGAAGGCGGCAGAUAUUGUGUUCGAACCGAAGCUUCGCCCAAUCAGUUCUGGCAUGUUCUCUGAGCUGCCCCGUUUCACGGGGACUAUGCUCUUCGCUCAGAUUGUCCACCAAUGCCUGGAGUACGUUGUGACGUCCAAGGAAUGCACCCCAAGUAUUCCGCCAACGCGGGUGGAGACUUUCCUUCAGGUGAUUCUACAUCUUGUUCUUGCCGCAGCCUUGGAGGACAACUCCCAGGAGACCGAGGGAACCUUUGAGCAGGAGAAUUCCUUCAACUGGCAUGCUCUGUCGAAGACGCGUGAGAUCAAGGCAGGCAAUCUCACCAUCGUUGGUCUCUUGGAGAAGAUCUCGGUGAUGAAUGAGUUUGCUGCCUGUGGGCCCAAGAUUCGUCACAUUCUCAAGCGACUGUGGCAGAAACGCCCUGAAACCUACAUAUCGGCAACUGCCUCGCUCAAGUUCCCGUUCGACCGCAUUGACACCAACUCUCCUGCCAUUGACGCGGACAACGAGAAGGAGUUGAAAAAGAAACAGGCCCAGGAGCGCCAAGCAAGAGUGAUGGCGCAGUUCCAGCAACAGCAACAGCAGUUCCUGAACACUCAGGGCGGAUUCGACUGGGGCGAAGAGGAUUUCAGCGAUCUUGAGUCGGAGACUGGGACUGCCACUGAAACGAAAACGUGGAAGUAUCCCAACGGUACCUGCAUUCUAUGUCAGGAGGAAACGAAUGAUUCCAGACUCUAUGGCACCUUUGCUCUUAUUCAGGAUAGCACUAUUUUGCGACAGACGGAUAUCCGUGACCCGGACAGGAUUCGAGAAGCACUGAAGACUCCGUCAAGUCUGGAUAGAUCAGCCGAAAGUUUGCGGCCAUUCGGGGUUGCUGGUGAGAAUCACACGACGAUCAAGCGACUGGACUCUUCUGGUGGAGAAGUCAUCAGUGAGAAGAUCGGUUUGAGCAAGGGCUUUAACCCGAAGAGUACCCUGCGUGGACCAGUAACCACUGGCUGUGGGCAUAUCAUGCAUUAUCACUGCUUUGAGGUUUACUAUACGGCAACCGAACGGCGGCACAGCCACCAGAUUGCGCGCAAUCAUCCGGAGAAUACCAUGCUCAACGAGUUUGUCUGUCCCCUGUGCAAAGCACUCGGCAACGCGUUCCUUCCAAUCACUUGGAAGGGCAAGGAAGAGUCUUAUCCUGGUCCGCUGAACACGGCGACUUCAUUUGAUCAGUGGAUGACCACUGGUCUGAAGAACGCCCUGAAUAAUCAGCAGAAUUUUUCUGUGCUUAUGGAGAAGGAGAGGUCAUCUCAGCAAUCCUACUCAGAUCUUUUCAUCGGCUAUCUGUCGAAAACCUUUGUCCUGCCACUCUCCACUAAAAUCGAUCAGCUUAUGGCUUCUUCACUCCCAACGACUGCUGCUGCCCAGUAUCUUUCGUCGUCACGGAUGGCUAUGCCGGGUCUUUUCCCCUCGCCCGAAGACAUCACACCAUCCAGCCCGCUUCAGCAAGUAUCCAGCCCGUCAGACAGCCCCAUGUCUGAGCUUCUUCAAAUCUACAAGAGACUGAAGAAGACGCUUAAAGUGAAUCACAUCAACUCGGUGUUCAACAACUCGCCCGAGACAAUCGGUAAUGACGAUCUCGUCCACACGGACUCGCUGAUCCGGAGUUUCGGGUUCAGUAUCUCAGCGAUUGAGAUUGCGCAGCGUGGCGUGGAGUCUGAGCCGGGUUCGACGUUGCUGGACAAGAUUCCUUCCCUAACGCUGACGCAUCUGCGUGUUCUGGCCGAGACGGCUCUCACCUAUGCUGCGGUUGGAUGUCUUCACUCCUCCAGUUCACCGAAGAGCCGUCCAACGCAGGAGUACCACGAGAUGCACCGGCAGAAAAUCUGCCAGUUGCUUGUCGGGCAUCCCUGCUUGAGUGGCACGCCACUGCUGAAUGAUGUUCGCAAUAUUGAACCUCUGCUUGCCAUAGACACGUUUGUGUUUCUGGCAGAGUGCUCGCUUUCGCUGCUACCUGUUCUUCAUGUCGAUGUGCGCCAUCUUAUUCACAUGUGCUAUGUCGCGGAGAUAGUCAAGGUUGCCGUGACAUUCAUCCUCUGGCCGCUGGGACUGAAGGAAGAGAUUGCCGAGCAUGGGGAAGCGUACCUAUUAGACGCGGAGCUGUCGGAUGAGCAGUACGGGGUUACGAAGCACUUCUUCGACUCGGUCGUUGCCGAGCUCAAGGCCAACUCCGUCGGACGCGCCGAGGGUUCGUCGUUCCCUGCCGAGAGCGGCUACGUCAAGGAUGGAGAGGAAUCUGCCACGCCGGGCGUCAUCAUUGCUAUCCGCCGGCUGGUUUCAAGCUACGCUUUGGCCUUCCUGCGCAAAACCGCGAUCUUGCUACAUGUCCAGCACGGUGUCGAGUUCCCCCACACCGGCUUCACGGACAUGGGUGCAUCCGAGCUGGAGCGUCUGACAAAGGCCCUGCAUAUGCCCUCGCUCGACGAGAUUUUCCUGUCCGUCAACCCGGCGCGGAAGAGCAACAGUCCCUUCGAUGCGGUCAUAUCCGGUUGGAUCUUCCACUGGAAUGCCUCGCGCUCUGGAAUUCGCUUCGAGGACCACCGGCUCUGGCCGAGUCUGCCACACCCUGCCAUCUUCGAGCUUGUCGGUCUGCCCAAAUACUAUGACAGUCUGAUCGAGGAGGCGAACCGCCGCCGGUGCCCGAACUCGAAGAAGGAGCUGACCGACCCGAGCAUCUGUCUCUUCUGCGGAGAUAUCUUUUGCUCGCAGGCUGUCUGCUGCCAGCAACACAAGUUGGGCGGAUGUAACCAGCACUUACAGAAGUCAGUUUUUCCAUUAUCCCUCUUGCUAGAUUACCAAUCGCUAAUCUUUGUUCCUUCCAGAUGUGGCAAGAACAUCGGCCUCUUCAUUAAUAUCCGCAAAUGCACCGUUCUCUACCUGCACAACCACAACGGCUCCUGGCAUUUUGCCCCGUACCUCGACCGACACGGCGAGGUUGAUCCAGGUCUGAGACGCAACCGUCAACUCAUACUCAACCAGAAACGCUACGACAGACUCCUGCGUGAUGUGUGGCUGUCACACGGUGUUCCCGCGACCAUCAGCCGCAAGUUAGAAUCGGAGAUCAACAACGGUGGAUGGGAGUCGCUCUAA
Messenger RNA from Penicillium riverlandense, 6501 nucleotides. Its product is annotated as putative ubiquitin-protein ligase E3 component (UBR1). Gene Ontology annotation, cellular component: cytoplasm; ubiquitin ligase complex. NCBI's taxonomy places the organism in Eukaryota, Fungi, Ascomycota, Eurotiomycetes, Eurotiales, Aspergillaceae. The record is from RefSeq and is a predicted model, not a curated record. Bases 1 to 6501 code for a protein of 2166 amino acids. Gene Ontology annotation, biological process: protein ubiquitination; ubiquitin-dependent protein catabolic process via the N-end rule pathway; DNA repair. The transcript has a single exon. Gene Ontology annotation, molecular function: methylated-DNA-[protein]-cysteine S-methyltransferase activity; zinc ion binding; ubiquitin protein ligase activity.